Messenger RNA from Oikopleura dioica, 1776 nucleotides. The record is from the annotation of a GenBank genome assembly. Lineage: Eukaryota; Metazoa; Chordata; Appendicularia; Copelata; Oikopleuridae.
AUGGCUGAAAACGAACUUCCGAAGCCCGUGAUACCCAAGCCGAUUGGUUCUGACGAUUCCGACAAGGGGAGCAAAGCAAGCGAUCCCGUCGAAAUUAUCAAACAAAAUGAAGACGAUGCAGAGAAAACUACGCCGCCCAGAUUGCCCAGCUGCGCGAGGAACGACCUGUUCAAAGGCUUACGAAGGAAGCGAUGCGCGACGCAGAAGUCAUACGGAACUGAAAAGCGAUUCUUUUGCCCUCCUCCUACUGUUUAUCUUCAAGGAAAAGGAUGGAAACGAAAGCAGAAAGAAAUUUCCGAGCGAGAGGGCUACAACUCCGGCGACAACGAAAUCCAUGCUUUUAUUGGGAUUGGCUCACAAAACCAAGAAUUGCAGCCACUUCAUUUGGAAGCAAAAGAUUUUUGCGCUGCAAAGACCCUCUUUAUUUCAGAUGCUGACAAAAGAAAGCACUUUACGCUGAAUGUAAAGAUGUUCUACGGGAAUGGUGAAAGCCUGGGCACUUUUGAGUCGCGGACAAUCAAGGUCAUCUCCAAACCGUCGAAGAAGAAGCAAAGUCUCAAGAAUACUGACUUGUGCAUCUUAGGUGGUACUCAAGUAGCUUUAUUUAAUCGUCUAAGAUCACAGACAGUUUCGACGAGAUACCUUCAUGUGGAAGAAAACAACUUCCUUGCGUCUUCGAGCGAGUGGGGAUCAUUUAAAAUCCACUUGAUUCCGGACGAUGAAAUUGAGGGCGAGGAAUUCGACACAGAGGAGGGAUACAUCCACUAUGGCAAGACGGUGAAGCUUGUUUGUACAGAAACUACCAUGGCACUGCCCCUAAUGGUGAUUAGGAAAGUCGACAAAACCCAAGCGCUACUGGACGCAGAUGAUCCAGUGUCGCAACUUCACAAAUGCUGCUUUCAUAUCAAAAACACGCCUUCGAACUAUCUUUGCAUCCAGUCAGAGAAGAUUAUCCAGCACCAAGCUGAGCCCGUCCAAGGGGACGACAGAAAACACAUUAUUCCAGACGGCUGCGCUUGGACAAUUAUAUCAACAGACCAAGCAAAGUACUCCUUCUUCGAAGCAAUGGGCUCGACAGCCGAGCUUCCCUCGCCGGUUCCAGUUAUCGACAAAGUCCUGCUCAACGGUUCUGGAGAGACCGCGUGCAUAGACAUUUGCGGCAAGCACUUUAGUUCCAAUUUAAAGGUUUGGUUCGGCGAAUGCGAGGCCGAAACGAUUGUCCGAUCAGAUGAAAACAUGAUCGCAGUCGUGCCCGACCGGAGCUUAGUCCAGCCCGACUGGGACAUCACAAAAUCGAAAGACAAGUUAGACGUGCCGAUCAGUCUGGUGCGCUCUGACGGCGUCAUCUUCCCCUACGAGCAAGAGAACUUCACAUACUGCCCAGAGCCGGAGGAGGCUACAGCUCUGCCUGUUUCGUGCAGCCCAAGCGUGAAACGCCCGAGAUUGGACCCGGACAUUCAUCCGACCAUUUCUGAAAUGGGAAAUGGAAGCAACGCGCCCGUUUCGAAUAGAGCAGAGCACACCCAGCCAACUCAACUAGAGAUAGAUAACCUGUCACAAGCAGCGUUGGCAGGCGUCUGGCAGACAGAAAGCGGCGCGGAGCAGCAAUACCUGCACUCUCUAUACUCACACGCGCCCAACGGAAGCUUCAUGCCCAAAGUGGAAGGCUCUGUGGAGACGGCCGCCAGCUCCCAUCUCCACCAGAACAACCCCGCUGCACCAAUCCAAGCAAGUUCGCAGACUCACUCAAUCAAGACCGACUAUAGCAAGCUAUAG